This is a messenger RNA of Staurois parvus, 255 nucleotides long. NCBI's taxonomy places the organism in Eukaryota, Metazoa, Chordata, Amphibia, Anura, Ranidae. The record is from the annotation of a GenBank genome assembly.
CCCCUGGGCAAUAGGGGAUCAUGAGGCCCCUGUGUCCUUGCUUAAACUCAAAAAAGCCUAUGAAAAAGGUACCAGGGGCACCUCCCCGGGCCCUUGGGCAGUGCCCGAGUUUCCAAAUGGUCAGUCCGCCCCUGGUGUGGAGAGAGACUUGCAUAGGGAAAGCUGACAAAGUGUUGUUUUACAGUCAGGGAUAAUUUAUGUAAAGUGCAGUUAACCUCUGAUAUAUAAAGUUAUUAUAGUGGCUUCCAAUGCAGU